UUAAGCUCUUCGGAGAAGCUUUCAAGAAUAAACUCGACGUUGACGAAGACGUAGACUUAUGCUUUAUUUUGUAGACUUGGUGGAAAGUUUCGUCGCCGUGGGGCCAUUUGAUUGGAGGAGGCAUAGCAAUUCAUUUCCCUGUAUAUAAUAAAGACAUCAACCAUCCUGGUUUUCAUUCUCCUCUACUGUGUUUGUUAACAGAUCUGAAAAAGCUACAAGAAGAAGAUGAGCAAUAUAUUUAGCAGCGGCCUAGAAUUGGCAAAUGUGCUGUUGACCUCUGAACCCCUACACCAGUCAUGGGAUGCAAUUCAGAAUGAUAAGCAGAAGGUCAAUCCAAAUGCACAACCAACCUUACACAUUAAUACAACCCAACAAGCAAAUCUUACCAUCAUAACUUUUCUGACUUCACCCAUGUCUUUGAGGGGACAAGAAGGCUUGAUUUUAUCAUCAACUUUUAAGGAAAGAAAUCUCCCUGACUUUGGAUUUUUGCUCAACAAAAGCAACCCAAGUUUCUCCCUCAAUAAAGCUGCAAUCAACCUCUUUGCCUCUCGUUUUGAUGAGCUCCGUCUUCUGAAAACUGAGAUUAGCAGAUCAAAUUCAUUAGUAAUUAUCACUGGACACUCUAUGGGAGGCUGUGUGGCUACGCUCUUCACCUUAUGGCUGCUAGAAGGCCUCAACUUAUUUAAAGCCAAGCGCCCGCUUUGCAUUACUUUCGGUUCACCCCUUAUUGGUGACGAACGCUUCCGAAAAUGUGUUUCACAAUUCCCAGUAUGGACUUCUUGCUUCUUGCAUGUAGCCUCUAUCCAAGAUCCUGUACCUAAACUCUUCCUAUCCCCAAAUCCAACUGCUCUUGGAACCGGUACUAAAGUUGGUGCUUAUAAGCCUUUUGGAACAUUCCUGUUGUGCUCUGAUUUUGGUUGUGCUUGCUUUGAGGACCCAGAUUUGAUUUUGGAGUUGGUGGCAGCCAACUCUCAGGGUGAUCAGACCCAAUAUCCUAAUGUGGGGAUUCAGUUUUUUGAUUAUGGACAGCUCUUGGAACGUCUCAAGCUCAAGGCAUUUUGUAAAGAUGUCUUUGAGUUGGCUGAAAGCGAUAGAGUUCCACUUAAAGCUAGCAUUAUCACACAACUGGCAGCAAUAUUUGGAGUUCCCCAAUCACAGGCCUUGCAACAGCAACAACCCAACAUAAAUAUUCUGAAAAAGAAGAUGGAAACACAUGAAUAUAAAUUAGCAAUACAGAAGACGAAGACUUCCAAUGCUGCCAAGAAAUUGAAUGAUAUUAAAGUGAGCAUGGUCUACCUUGAGUGGUACAAGAAGGAGGCAAAAGGUAGGGAAAUUGGAUACUAUGACAUGUACAAAAACAAGCGGAACAUGAAUGACGUCAACGUCUACGAGUUUAAGAAGAAGCUGUCGAAUUACUGGCAGGACUUGGUUGAAGAAGUAGAGAAUAAGCCCCAGAAAGAAGAAGCUGCCUUACGAACUCGUUGGCUUAUGGGAGGUACAACCUACAGAAGGAUGAUGGAACCACUUCACAUUGCAGAGUACUACAAGGAAAAUGAUGGGAAAAACUACAUAGAGGAAAGGCCUAAGCAUUUCAUUCUGUUGGAGAAAUGGCUCAAGGAAGAGGAGGAAAGGAAGGUAGCAGAGAGAAAUAGAAGAGGGGAGACAGUCGAAGACGGUCCAAGCAAGUUUAAAGCACAGAACGUGGCUUCUAUUCUGAAUGAUGAUUCUUGUUUUUGGGCACAUGUUGAGGAGGCUCUUAUCUUAUGCUAUCAGCUGGAGAGGGGACAAACGAGUUUUCAAGAAAGGGAACAAUGCAAGCAAAAGUUGACAGAGUUUGAGGAGUACGUGUUGGAUGCCCUCAAGAAUUUUGCAGUAAGCCCUGAUAUUUUCUUGAAGUAUAGCAGCUUUAUGCAUUGGUGGAAGCAGUAUAAUAAAAUUGUGGGAAGCUCAACACAGCUGGCUCGUAUCAUGACGGAUGGCAGGUACCGCGAUUAUGAGAAAGGGGUGAAGGUGGUUUUCUGAUCUCUAUAAUCCAAUGAAUAAGUUUUAUAUGCCAACCGGAUGGAGCAUGUUGAAAUUUGUGCCUUGUUGGUGUGCUUCCUUUUGUAUUUUCUUUUUCCUUUUCUUGUAGGCUUUGUUGCUUUGUAAGGGUAUUGCAAAUUGGGUUUUGCUGCCAAUCUUGGAAUUAGCAGAACUUUGUGGCUUGUUUUAAGUUGUAUUAAUCUUGCAGAUGAAUUUACAAAAGAAAAGCUUGUAACUAGUAAAGAAUUUGUAGCUGUAAGUUGUGUUGUGUACAUGUCUCUGGUGUAUGGAUGAGCUGUUCCUGUUGUUAAUUAACUUGGAUGUUGUCA
Prunus persica (peach) is the source of this 2351-nucleotide messenger RNA. Its product is annotated as senescence-associated carboxylesterase 101. The record is from RefSeq and is a predicted model, not a curated record. Gene Ontology annotation, molecular function: carboxylic ester hydrolase activity. The coding region runs from base 226 to 2022 and encodes 598 amino acids. Gene Ontology annotation, biological process: defense response; lipid metabolic process. The transcript is spliced from 4 exons. NCBI's taxonomy places the organism in Eukaryota, Viridiplantae, Streptophyta, Magnoliopsida, Rosales, Rosaceae.